Molecule: messenger RNA, 1128 nt
Organism: Acyrthosiphon pisum (pea aphid)
Lineage: Eukaryota; Metazoa; Arthropoda; Insecta; Hemiptera; Aphididae
Gene: Gnpnat
Product: glucosamine 6-phosphate N-acetyltransferase
Molecular function (GO): glucosamine 6-phosphate N-acetyltransferase activity
Source: RefSeq, marked provisional
AGUGCCGGUAGUGGUGGCGUGGAGGUAAAACAGCCGUCUCUCCCGCACGUUUUGCCGUCGACUGUCCCUCGUCAUCGAUCUUCGUCAACGCCGCGCCGGGACGAACGAUCGUUGCCGCUGCUCACGUCUAAACGCAAUACGUUUUCGUUUUGCGCCAAACACGUGUAGUCGAGGCCGCCGUUUCGCCCUUCUUUACGGACUUUCGGCUGUAGUUCUAUUGCUCGUAUCGUGCCGACGACGAUGGCCGUAGACUACCUGUUCGAUCCGCGAACGCUGGCAGCCGCCACCGCCGCCGACGACACGGCUCGACCCGACCAACUGUCGGUUGACGACGGUAACUGCAAAUACCGAUUGAGGCCCCUGUGCUUGACGGACUUCGAACGUGGAUACGUGGACUUGUUGUCUCAACUGACCGUGACGGGAAGCGUCACUCAGCAGAUGUAUUCGAACACUUUUGAAGUGAUGAAGAACAACAGCGGUACAUAUUACAUAAUCGUUGUCGAGGAUACUGAGGAAAACUGCAUAGUGGCGUCCGGUUCCCUGACUAUUGAAAAAAAAUUCAUACACCUCUGUGGACAACGCGGUAGAAUUGAAGACAUUGUUGUCAACUCUAACUGCAGAGGACAACGAUUUGGAAAAAUUGUUGUUCAACGUCUGAUUGCUCUGUCACGUGUCCUAAAUUGUUACAAGAUUUCAUUGGAGUGUAAAGAUAGUAAUGUUAAUUGGUAUAGCUCAAUGGGUUUUGUGAAAGAACCGGGAAACUCAAAUUACAUGCAGAUUAAGUUUGAGAAACCAUCGCAUUAAACUUUGUUAUUUAUCAAAAACAGUAAUGUUUACUAUUAAUAUACGAUGUUAAUUUUUGAAAAAUACAAUUUAUAUAAUGUUUUAUAUUUGAAAAGCAAGAAUUUACAAUUGAUUUAUUUGAAAGAUCUUGCAUAAUUUGUUUUAUUGUAUUUUGUUAUACCUAACUCCAAUAUCCAAUAUACAAUGUAAAUUACUAUAAUAUGUAUUGCGUUGUAUGUGUAAUGUAUUUUUUUUUUAAUUCCAAUGUUUAAUUUGAUUUUAAAUUUCUUUUUUUACCCUGAAUUUCUGUAUUUUUUGUUUUAAUUGAGUAAAAUUUGAUUGGUG